AUGAGUACCCCCAAACCAGAGGUAAGCCGCGGUCUUUCGCUGGAAGAUUUGGUCAAUCAUGAUGAAAGUCCCAACUCCAAGAGAGAGGCCAGAAGAAGAAGUUCCCAGACUUUGAAUCCGCUUCCAGCAGAGGAAAUCAAGAAAAGGCUCAGUGUGGACGGUUCUGGAAAUGGCUCGAGCAGCACUCCAAAGAGCUCGAAACCUGCAGGCAAAACGGGUAAUGACGAAGAAACCGACACGGACGAUGAGGUAGGUGGAUCUGGAGAUAUCUUGUUUGAGACAGGAGACUUCAAGUUCGACUAUGACAAGCAAGAGAGAAGUGAGACUAAUUCAGGCCCUACUGAAAACGCAAGCAAGCCACCUAAGAGUACCAAAACUGGAAAUCCUGCCAAAGCAGAAAGUCGAAGCAAGCAAAACGAAGAGGCUGCUGCAACAACGACAACAGCUCCCACUGUAGAUGACGCCGAAUCCUCAGAUGCCGCGAAAAAAGUUAAACCACGGAAAGACUCCGAUAUGAAAGACAUUUUCGAAGAAAAAUCGUCGCUUCAAUCCAAGCGGAAUGCGCUGAAAAAGGAUUUGAAGGUACUUAAUGAGAUCGCAUCCACCGCCAAGCCGAGCAGAUACCAUGUUGCACCACUUUGGGCCCAGAAGUGGAAACCCACAGUUAAGGCACUGGAAAGUAUCGACACCAAAAAUUUGAACAUCGAUGCGUCCUUCACAAAUAUCAUUCCGGAUGAUGACUUGACAAAGUCGGUACAGGACUGGGUCUAUGCCACCAUGGUAUCUAUACCGCCGGACCAACGACAGUUCAUCGAAAUGGAAAUGAAAUUUGGAAUAAUUGUGGAGGGAAGUGACACCAACAGAGUAAGUCCGCCUGUUUCCUCUCAAACUGUUUACACAGAAAUGGAUGCACACUUGACCCCAGACGUUGACGAGAGAGUCUUUUUCGAGCUCAACAAGUACAUGAAGGGCAUAUCGGAAUUGAGUGAGUACACGGGUAAAUUCAACAUCAUCGAGUCGCACAGCACUGAUUCGUUGUAUCGUGUUGGAAUGUCCACACAAAGACCCCGAUUUCUCAGAAUGAGCCGAGACAUCAAAACUGGGCGUGUGGGGCAGUUCAUCGAGAAGCGACACAUCAGUCAAUUACUUCUUCUGUCACCGAAGGAUAGUUACGAUGUCAAAAUUUCGAUCAAUCUUGAGUUGCCCGUACCUGAGAACGAUCCGCCUGAAAAGUACAAGGACAAUACCCCUGUAAGUAUUCGUACCAAACAGCGGAUAAGUUAUAUUCAUAAUGACUCUUGUACCCGUAUGGAUAUAACGAAGGUGUCGACUCACAACCAGGGAGUGAAACAAAGACAUACAGAGGGCACUCAUGAAAUCGAAUUGGAGGUAAAUACUUCAGCUCUGUUGAGUGCGUUUGAAAACAUCACACAAAACAGCAAAGAGUAUGCUUCCAUUUUGAGGACAUUUUUGAACAACGGCACUAUCGUAAGAAGGAAACUGACAGGGUUGUCACUAGAGAUUUUCGAGGGCCAGAAAAAGGUUUAG
Molecule: messenger RNA, 1548 nt
Organism: Lachancea sp. 'fantastica'
Lineage: Eukaryota; Fungi; Ascomycota; Saccharomycetes; Saccharomycetales; Saccharomycetaceae
Source: the annotation of a GenBank genome assembly